This is a messenger RNA of Aspergillus versicolor CBS 583.65, 356 nucleotides long. RefSeq lists its product as uncharacterized. Bases 19 to 273 code for a protein of 84 amino acids. Lineage: Eukaryota; Fungi; Ascomycota; Eurotiomycetes; Eurotiales; Aspergillaceae. The transcript is spliced from 2 exons. The record is from RefSeq and is a predicted model, not a curated record.
CUCGACACCGACAGCAAUAUGUCUGAAAAUCCCGCCGAACAGGUCAAAGAUACCGUCUACGCCGCUGCAUCCAUGCCCGGUGAAUGGGUGCAACAAAAUGUUGUGAAUCCAAUCCAAUCCUACGCAGCUGGGGAGAACACCGAGGAGUCUGGCCAGGCCGAAGUAAAUCUCUCCGAUAAAGAGCAUAAAGAGAUCGACAGUCUAGACAGGGAGAAAAUAGAGGCAUUCCUCCGAGAGAAACAUAAGAGCAAUGCUGGGACGAAGCGGAAGUGAUCGAAGCCGGAUUUCUAUUGAAUGUAUAAUAUAAGUCUUAUGCCACAUCGAUUUGACCGUGGUUUGCAUGAGGAAAUGAAUUU